GGCAGCGUGUUUCUGAUCCUCGAUUCCACGGAGAAGGGAAUGGAAGAGAGCCGGAGCGUCCCGUCGGGAUCGGGCGCCGACCCGGUGCGCAGCUUCGAGCGCUGGAAGAACAGAUACGCCAAGCGCAAAGACAAGCUGCGGCAGCGGCGUAAGCAAAAGAAACCGGAGUGGGAAGUGGAGAGGGAGACGAUCGCCGCCUUGGAAAAGCGCUUCUCGGAGAUAAAUACAAAUGAAGUUACAAGAUUUUCUGAUUUCCCAAUAUCCAGGAAAACUUUGAAAGGCUUACAGGAAGCUCAGUAUCGCAUGGUGACUGAAAUCCAGAAGCAGACCAUAGGUUUGGCCUUGCAGGGUAAAGAUGUUCUGGGAGCUGCCAAGACAGGAUCAGGCAAAACUUUGGCUUUCGUUGUACCUGCUCUAGAAAUUUUAUACCGACAGCAGUGGACUGCCAUGGAUGAAUUGGGUGUUUUGAUAAUAUCUCCUACCAGAGAAUUGGCUUACCAGACAUUUGAAGUCCUGCGUAAAGUGGGGAAGAAUCAUGAAUUUUCUGCAGGUCUAAUCAUUGGUGGGAAG
Molecule: messenger RNA, 570 nt
Organism: Thamnophis sirtalis
Lineage: Eukaryota; Metazoa; Chordata; Lepidosauria; Squamata; Natricidae
Source: RefSeq, a predicted model, not a curated record